CAAAGCAGCAAGGAGGUGAGCGGCUAGUGCUUCCCAGUGUGGAAGGGCAAGAGGGAGGAAAGUGGAUUGUCAUCGACUCUGGCAAAGUGAUAAUUCAUGCUCUUGAUGAGAACGCUAGAGCUUACUACAAUUUGGAGGCUCUUUGGACCUCGAAGAAGUCGGAAAAAGAAACAUUGGAGGAUUUGGAUAAGGCUUUUGUGAAGAUUCGUCCGAAGAACAACUCCAAGAGGAAACCAACAUGAAACGGGCAUAAUCAUCGAUUUUCAG
This is a messenger RNA of Pyrus x bretschneideri (Chinese white pear), 267 nucleotides long. RefSeq names its product protein Iojap-related, mitochondrial-like. The annotation marks the transcript as partial. Lineage: Eukaryota; Viridiplantae; Streptophyta; Magnoliopsida; Rosales; Rosaceae. Gene Ontology annotation, biological process: negative regulation of translation; negative regulation of ribosome biogenesis. The record is from RefSeq and is a predicted model, not a curated record. The transcript has 3 exons. Gene Ontology annotation, molecular function: ribosomal large subunit binding.